AUGUCUUCAUCGAAACCGACACUCGGCUACUAUAAGGUCCGUGGAUUGGCUCAACCGAUCCGAUUGUUGCUGAAGUACGCGGGUGUGGACUUCACCGACAAAUACUACGAGUUUGGUUCGGCUGACAGUAUAGAGUCUAUGCGAGUAAACUGGUUGAAGGACAAGUAUCAGUUGGGACUGGACUUUCCCAAUGUUCCCUACUAUCUGGACGGCCAGCACCACAUCAAACUUACGCAAAGUACGGCCAUUUUACGGUACUUGGCCCGCAAACAUGGACUGAUCGGCACUAGUGAGUGUGCACUGGCCCGACAGGAUAUGGCCGAGUAUCAGUUGGCAGACAUACGAAACGGUUUUAUUCAAACUUUGCGAAACAAUGACUUCGAUAAAAGCCGUCAGACCUAUGCCAACGAUCAACUGUCCAAACAGUUGGACGAGUUGUCGACGUUUUUGGGUCAACAACACGACUGGUUGGCCGGCAAACAGUUGACAUACGUUGACUUUCUAGCCUACGAACUGUUGGAUUGGUUUCGGCUGUUUAGUCCCGAAACUUUUCAAAAGUUUCCCGUUUUGAUCAAAUAUUUGAACCGAUUUGAGAGUCUACCGGCGAUCAAGGCCUACAUGUCGUCGUCCGAGUUUAUCAGUUGGCCAGUAUCGGGCCCGAUAUCGCCGUGGGGUUAUAAAAAGUAAAAAAACAAACAUAACUAUUAAUCUAAU
Oppia nitens is the source of this 714-nucleotide messenger RNA. RefSeq names its product glutathione S-transferase Mu 1-like. Bases 1 to 687 code for a protein of 228 amino acids. Gene Ontology annotation, molecular function: glutathione transferase activity. NCBI's taxonomy places the organism in Eukaryota, Metazoa, Arthropoda, Arachnida, Sarcoptiformes, Oppiidae. The transcript has a single exon. Gene Ontology annotation, biological process: glutathione metabolic process. The record is from RefSeq and is a predicted model, not a curated record.